GAUUGUUGCUGGGUGAAGUCACCAUGGCCGGCCUGCACGAGCAGCGAUUCACGGAAGAGAAGCCUUUGCUUCGGGGGCAGGACACCGAGUUGGAGAAUUCGGACACCUUCUUGUCUGCCGUGGACACAGACUGGAAGGAGCAUGACAUUGAGACCCCCUAUGGGCUGCUGCACGUGGUCAUCCGGGGGUCUCCGAAAGGAAAUCGCCCGGCCCUCUUGACGUACCACGAUGUGGGACUCAACUGUAAGUGCACUGCUUUUUAUUCAUUCUGGGCAGGGAGGGCAAGGGAGAUCACCAAGCACUUUGUCGUCUGCCAUGUGGAUGCGCCAGGGCAGCAGGUGGGAGCGUCCCAGUUCCCUCAGGGGUACCAGUAUCCAUCCAUGGACCAGCUAGCUGCCAUGCUACCCAGUGUGGUCCAGCACUUUGGGUUCAAGUGUGUGAUUGGCAUCGGAGUGGGAGCAGGGGCUUAUGUGCUGGCCAAGUUUGCUCUGAUCUUCCCAGACCUGGUGGAAGGCCUUGUUCUGGUCAACGUGGACCCCAAUGGCAAAGGCUGGAUCGACUGGGCAGCCACCAAGCUCUCUGGCCUGACCAGCACGCUGCCUGACACGGUGCUGUCCCACCUGUUCAGCCAGGAGGAGCUGGUGAGCAACACGGAGCUGGUGCAAAGCUACCGCCAGCAGAUUGGGAGCCUGGUCAACCAGUCCAACCUGCAGCUCUUCUGGAACAUGUACAACAGCCGCAGAGACCUGGACAUCAAUCGACCUGGCAGCGUCCCCAACGCCAAAACCCUGCGCUGCCCCGUGAUGCUGGUGGUGGGCGACAACGCACCUGCCGAGGAUGGAGUGGUGGAAUGCAACUCCAAGUUGGAUCCGACCACCACCACUUUCCUGAAGAUGGCUGACUCUGGAGGGCUCCCCCAAGUCACACAGCCUGGAAAACUGACAGAAGCAUUCAAGUACUUCCUGCAAGGCAUGGGCUACAUUGCCUACCUGAAGGAUCGAAGGCUGAGCGGAGGAUCAGUGCCCUCGGCCAGUAUGACGCGCCUGGCUCGUUCCCGCACAGCCUCCCUCACCAGCGCCGGCUCGGUGGAUGGCAGCCGCCCCAGGGCCUGCACCCAUUCAGAAAGCAGCGAGGCCAUGGGGCAGGUCAACCACACCAUGGAGGUGUCCUGCUGAAGGUCUUCCUCGUCUUCCUCCUCCUCCUCCUCCUCCUCCUCCUCCUGCUUCUCCUCCUCGCCAACCCCUCCACUUGAGCGUCCACUCAUCUCGUCACUCUCCGGCUGACCCCCCCCUCCCAUCCUCUGCGGCUUCCUGUGGUUUUGCCUUUUUCGCUGUCUGUCUUCUUUUCCUUUUGCAUUAUGGGAUACAGAGUUUGGGAGGGGCGUGUGGGAGGGCAUCCCCCCCCAGGCCCCGUUUCUGAGCGAGAGCUCUGCUCCUCCACUUUCCCCCUCUCUCCCACACAAGGAGUACUUGGGUGGGUCUUGCAGGACAGCAUCGCCCCCGGCGGGAAAGAGCCUCUGCCAGCAGCCCGAGGCAAGGUGGGGUGGAGAAGGGGUUUGUGGGGCAAAGACCCCCCCCCACGGGGAGGAGGAGGACCCUCACAACUGAGCGGCAGGCAGCUUGGCCUCUCUUGGCCUCACGGGCUCAGUGUGGCUCUGGCGGGUGGAGGGUCCGUCCUGGUGGGGGUGGAGGAGCAGGAGGUGCCCGAAUGGGAGAAGGGGCCGCUUCAAGGCAGAGCCCCCCCCCAUGCUUUCUGACCCAAGAGGGAGGCUGGUCUCAGAGCGCAGCUCCGGCAGGCCACAAGGACUGGCACACACGUCCCCUUGCCACAGUCUUUGCCCAUCCCUGGCCAGAGCAAAGAGCAGGGCCAAACUGGACCCGGGUCAGAAGCGGGCGGCUGUAGUGUAAAUUGCACCCUGAAGGUGGGCGCAGGUCGGAGCCUGGGGAAGUUCCAGAGCGGAGCGACAGCCGGGGUUCCAGGAGAGAAAGGAAGGUCGGGUCAGGAUUGGUUCCAGGACUUGCUUUGGGGUCCGUAGCUGACCCUACUCAAGAGCCAGGGCUAUAGAAGGGGUCAUAUCAGGGGAGGUAGCCGCUGGCCACCUCAUAGUUCAGAUGAAGGACCGUCGGUGGCAGGAGCCCCAAAGGCAAGGAUAGGCUGAUGCCAGGGUGAGGAUGGCGGCGGAGCUGCAGAAAAGGGAGGCUGUGAUGAUGGUGUGUGUGUGGGGGCACGAAGCCUUCCCUAAGGCUGGGGACAGGCAGCCUGGGUGGGUCUGUUGCACCUCUUGCCGCUUCUCCCCCCCACC
This is a messenger RNA of Pogona vitticeps (central bearded dragon), 2302 nucleotides long. NCBI's taxonomy places the organism in Eukaryota, Metazoa, Chordata, Lepidosauria, Squamata, Agamidae. The record is from RefSeq and is a predicted model, not a curated record.